Messenger RNA from Anoplophora glabripennis (Asian longhorned beetle), 1305 nucleotides. RefSeq names its product clavesin-1. Gene Ontology annotation, molecular function: phosphatidylinositol bisphosphate binding. The transcript is spliced from 7 exons. The record is from RefSeq and is a predicted model, not a curated record. Gene Ontology annotation, cellular component: membrane. The coding region runs from base 328 to 1290 and encodes 320 amino acids. NCBI's taxonomy places the organism in Eukaryota, Metazoa, Arthropoda, Insecta, Coleoptera, Cerambycidae.
UACCUUUAGCGAGCGUUGGUCUGUUUUGUUGCAUUCGUUAAACAAAGUUUAAGGCAAAACAUGGCCAAGUUAUUUAUAGAAGACAAAGAGGUAGCUCGACGCAAUGUGUAAGAGUCGGUACCGGAUUUUUAAUCUUGACCGGAAGAUAAGUUAUUUAUCUAUAAACAACAUGUGCGCUUGUUAACUAGUCUGCGAAAAUCACUGGGUGAUACACUUGAUACUUGAUGAUAAAAUAACUGAAAAGGAGUAUCAAUACAACGUUGAUUGUCAUAUUAACCGGGUUGUUGAGACGCAUUCGUUAGUUACUGUGAAAUUGUUCGUGCAAAAAUGGCUCAAAUCGUAUACGUUCCGGCUACGCAAGCAGUUGCAGAUACCAUGUUGUCCGAUAUGGAAGAGAUGCCCACGAUCAAAUUGGGCGACUACGUUUUGCAAAUGGAACUAGAAGAACUGAAACCUGAAGUACAAGAAAUUGCAAGGAAGGAACUCAGGGAAACUCCCGACGUCAAAAGGGAAGCUGUUAUAGAACUUAGGGAUAUUUUAAAAGAGGAAAAAGACUUGCACGUGCCCUUAGACAACGACAUUUGGUUAGUAAGGUUCUUAAGACCUUGUAAAUUCUAUCCAGAAAGUGCACGAGACUUGAUAAAAAGGUAUUAUCAGUUCAAAGUAAAACACGCCGAUAUGUAUGAUGGCCUUUUACCAAGUAGAGAACGUAACAUUUUCCAACAAAAUAUAUUGACCGUACAGCCAAACAGAGAUCAGCUAGGUAGAAGGAUUUUAGUCAUAGAAUUAGGAAAAAAAUGGAAGACUAGUGAAGUUACCUUAGACGAAGUAUUUAAGGGCUGUGUUCUUUUUCUGGAAGCCGCCAUGUUGGAACCGGAAACGCAAGUGUGUGGCGCAAUCGUUGUCUUUGACAUGGACGGUUUAUCCUUAGCACAAACCACAAAAUUCACCCCAUCUUUUGCCAAACGGAUAGUAGACUGGUUGCAGGAUAGCGUCCCGCUAAGGAUAAAAAACAUUCACAUCGUAAAUCAACCCUAUAUCUUCAAGAUGGUAUUCGCCCUCUUCAAACCAUUCCUGAAGGAAAAACUUAGGAACAGGAUUAUUUUCCAUGGUUCAGACCGCAAGUCCCUUCACCAGUACAUAAGUCCCAAGUGUUUGCCGGACUGCUACGGUGGUACAUUGGACUUGCCUAGGAUCGACGGCGAGCAAUGGUUGGAACUCUUGGAAAAAUGUGAUAAUGAAUACAAAGCUAUUAACUCAUAUGGCUACAACAAGAAAGUAGAGGCUUGAGAAGAAUCUUAGAAG